AUGUCGUCCCCUGACCCCCUCAACGACGACACAAUGACUUCGAUCGUACCCCCGUCUUCGCGUCGCGUAACACGGAGCCAGCGCUCUACCAGAUUCGCUUCUCUCGCAAGCUCGCCUAGGAAACAGACUUUCGAAUUAGAGGUGGGCGACAACGUGUCGCCGCAACGACUGUUGGUCACUGUUGAAACAGAGGAUGGCAAUCCAGCAAGCACUACGAGACGGCGGUUGUUCCCAUCAUCUAGCCCGUUUCGGAACCCUCGGCCUGGAGUUGGAAUGACAACGACGACGACCACAGUACCCCUCCGCCAAUCGAUAGAGGACGAACAGGGCGAUCUCACUCUGGAUUCUAUGGCAACUCCCAGACGAAGAGGUCGUCCACGCAAGACGAAUGGCACGCCAAUGCCAAGCGCAGCGAAGAAACGCAAGGCUGGGACUCCUAUUAAGCAAAGGACGCCGCGGCGCCAAAGCACAAUUAAUGAGCCUGACCCUUUGUCAGAUCCUGUCGUUCAACCAACACCAACGCCCAGGAAACGUGGCAGGCCACGGAAAACAAACACGGUUGAGCCUUCAAGUGAACUUGGUAUUGAAUCUGCUACAAAAAUCGUAUCGGGGCGGAGGGGGGAAUUAGAAGAGUUGGCUGAAGAGGCGGCAGUCCUACCAGAAGCCAUGCCAAGCGAGAAUGAUAUCGAUCUUAUUGAACCGCCGCCUGAGGCGUUUACUGAUGAACCGCAGCCUCAGACUGCCUCAAAUAUCGAAAUGACACAAGCACCAGCAGACCCAGCAUCGGAUUUCGACCUGUGGAUGAAUGAAGCGUCCCCUGAGCGGACGCCUCGAGCCCGGGCACAGCCUGUAGCUCUCGACCCGGUUGACUCUCGUCGCUCUCCCUCCGCUGAUUAUGAGAGCAUAGCAUCAGUAAACGACGACUUUGGAGGGGCUCCCAGUCCUAGCCCCGGCAUCCAAUCUCAUUCUACUGCUAGUCCGGAGGCGGUUGAAUCGCGGCAUCCCGCUGUUCCGGACAACGGUGACACCAUUGCCCAAGGCGAGGACUUCAGUAUGAUUUUUAUGGAAUCAAUCCAGUCAUUCCAGGAUUUCAGAAGCUCUGUCCCUGGCCCGCGACAGCCACUACCUUUACCAGACAGUGAUAUCGACGAAGAAGCCAGUCUUAUCAUCAACAAAACUCUAGAGUCUCUACGGCAGUCUGUGCGGCAAGAAGAACAGAAUGAAGAUGAAGAGGGUGCAGAGGAAGUCCAAGAGGAGCUGGAGCAGGAGCAGCAGGAUGAAAGAGCUAAAGAGCUAGCAGAGACAGAAGAGGCUCACACGAUCCAAGACCUAUCGAGAGGAUCGGAGCAAAACACCAAUACCGGGCCUGAAUUGGUGCGAACAUCUCCCUCCGUGGCACAAGACCAAGACGAGUUAGCCUCAGAUGAGACAGCACCUGUCUUUUCACCAGCCUUUGUGUCCUCGCCAAAUCGCCUGUUGUCGCCUCAGUGGGCGAAACGUGGCCUGAGAAGGCCGAACAUUUCCCCACUAAGACAACGUCUAUUGAAAUCGCAGGCUAAACAGCUUGAUGCCACACCAGCGGUUUCUGAGAAGGGAGAUACUGCGCCAGAGGCUUCGCCUAGCCCUUCAACAACCCGCAUUACUCAAUCUCACGAUGUCGAUUACGAAGAUUCGUUCUCGGAGAUUCCGCAGACCGUAUUGGAGGCGGCGACCCCACGGCGACCCGCCUCGUUCUUUCCAGAACCUGAGGAGCCAGCAUCUGAAGAACCAGCUCCCGAAGAACCGGCUCUCGAGGAAGACGAUGGCAUCGAUCAAGUUGAAUUCAUCGAUGAGUUAGAGGAAGAGGAAGUUGAGCCAAUUCAUGAUGUCCUGGCCAGGGACCCUACCCCAGUCGAAGACCUUACAGUGACCGAGGCGCCUGAGGCGCUGAGGUCUGAUGAACUUUCGGAUCAACAAGAAUUAGAGGAACAACAAUAUCAACAUAUCAACAAUCCAUACCCCUCACAUCAACAAUUACCCCCUCCUUCAAAUGCUAGCUCUGCUGCACAGACAGAUCGUCUACCAACCCCUGAUGAUACUCCCCCAAAUCUGCAGGCUGAACCCAGCGAGGACCUGAAUAAGCCCGAAGACCAAGCAAUGCCCUCUUCGCCUUUGGUACCCCAGCUUCAGCUUGAGAGCCAGCCCAUUUCGUCUUCAGUUACCUCAGAACCACUGAAUGAACAGCUUCUUCCUGCUGAAAGACCGGCAGUCUCGAUUGAGAUUACACCUGUCAAUCAACUUUCCUCGCCAGUCAAUGAGCCACAGUCUGUGGCUGUAGAGUCUCCCAUGGAGCGAGCAGCUAGGCCUGCUCUUUCGGCCAUUGUCCGUGCAGGCAGAGCACUUCAAACAAUUACCUCGGAUCCUCCAUCACCUGAGCCUCAAGAACACCAACUUGGCAGCCCUUUUAGGAGCUCAGUAAGUAAAGACUCUUGGUCAGGCUCUAGGGAGAGCGCGACUGGGAGACGUUCCAACAUGAUAAGCCCUUCGCGCCGGUCUAUCGGCCACCAGCGCCAAUCAGCUUCCAUUGAUGACCCGUUCAUCUCGGCAUCUCGCAACACUGGUCAGUCCAGCUUUAUGCAAGCUCUUGGUUGGAGUAUGAGUCGGCAGCAGUCGCCGGACAAGUCCCGACCACAGCCGUCAGGAUCAACAAGUAGCUCAAUGCGAGCGACUCCCCCAGAUGAUGGGAUGAGCUGGGUGGCAAACGAAGGCCCAAUCAGUCCGAGACUGAGAGGCGACAAUACUCUCCGGGAGGCUGCGGGGCUACCUGCGACACUCGCUGACCAACCCCGCAACCCUCAAAGUGAAUUGGAGGAAGAGCCUGCUGCGAAUCUAGACCAAGCUGAAGAGUUGUCUCAGCAGGAUGAUGAGACUGAUAUAUGGGAGGUGGAAGCAGAACGAUCAUUACUUGAUCCUGCCCCUGAGCAGUCGUCGACGGAUGUAUUUUCUGCCUCUCUUCGUCGCGGAACGAUACCCAGUCCCUGGACAAAGCAAAGCACUUGGUCACGAGAGCAGGCUACGACGCAACCUGGAGAAGCCUCGGAGGGAAAAACCAGAGGAACCAGUGCUCACGCCGAUGACGUAGCCCAUCAAGAAGCUGAUGAAACCGAAGAAUAUUCUUUACUGACUCAAAGACUGGCGGCACCUGAAGGAGCACAAGAACCAGCUACCUCAGCCAAGGAAAGCAGAGUAGACUUGUCUUCAUUUUUUUCUUCGCCCGCAGCUAUCCCCGGUAUACUGGUCAACAAGUUGUUUCCAUCUAGAACUUCCGCUACUGGGGCCUCAAACUCUAUGCAAACCGAGUCUGCCCAUGCUCCUGCCAUUGCGACAACAUCUAUGUUCCCUCAGGUCGCCUCAAAUCCUUUCCGCCAACAGAGCGAGAGCCCCAGGCAUCUGACGUCGCCCUCCAAAUCAUCAGCACCUCCCUCUUCUCAUAAGAGAUCGUCGUCUGCUCCUGUUGUUCACGAGACGAACAAUUUAGGCAGUACGUUGGGCCGAGAUCUCUCUUCACCCUUCAGAUCAUCAGGGAUGCCAAAUCCACAAAGGGCCCCCGCUGGCCCAGAAUCCGGAUCACCUGCCACUCCAGAGAAGAUACAGAUGCCUAUUGUAGCUCAGAAGCAGAACUUCACACCCCGCCCAAGGCAACCGAGCCAGUCGUUUUUCCAGCCUUCCUCGUCUGCUCCUACGCCACCCAGGAUGCAACUCUCUCAUGCCGAUAUUCAACGGUGGCAACAACAGACGUCCAAUGCAAGCGAGAGUUCUCCUGACCUAGGCCGCAGUCUUCUACGGCCUCUUCCUCCUAGGAAUGCCUCGCCCACCAAGUCGAGCCUCCGGUCGCCCUUGAAACCCCACACACCCGGGCGUGUAGUCGAGUUUACAAGCAGCGUGCUCUCUCCAGUGGAGCAGGCUCGAGCGCGUCAGGAGCGCCGCCUUUCGAAUGCAUCAUCAUCAGCCCUGGCUGCUGUCACGCAGAACCAACCAGCCAGUAGAGAAGAGCCGGUGACUGUUAUCGAGGGCAAGGAGAAUCAUGAUUCCGACAUCUCAAUGUCUGAUGCAUCGCCCCUCCCGAAGCAACGGCAAACCAAUCUCCCAUCUACGACUAGUGCUAGGGUAGAGUCUUCAAGCUCUGCUUCAUCCUCGAAGAAGCUCUCACCAACAGUCUGGACUCGAGAACACUGGCUGUUCCUGGACCGCAUCCUUGAGCGGCGCCUCGUAGGCGACUUCGAAGUCGACUUUCCCCGUCGUGCAGAGAAAUAUCUCGGCAAGAAAGUUAAGAGCCAAGGCGAGGCCAUGGUUCUCGAGCGAUGGCACCUUGACUGUGUCGACGCUUUCCGAGCCGUCGUCGGCGGCUGGGACGAGGGCGACCUUGCCAAGCGCCUCUUUUCUCUUAUCUUGGCGGAAGAAAGGAGAAAGAGAAUGCGUGGUCACACGACGAAACCCUCAGCAAUGAUGUUUCAUUGA
This is a messenger RNA of Clonostachys rhizophaga, 4497 nucleotides long. The record is from the annotation of a GenBank genome assembly. NCBI's taxonomy places the organism in Eukaryota, Fungi, Ascomycota, Sordariomycetes, Hypocreales, Bionectriaceae.